AUGCUUAAUACUUUAUUGUUUUUAAUUUACUUAGUAUAGGGAGGGUACAUAUCUACAUGGGAUUUUGGCUAUGAAUACGAUAUAGAGGGGAAGCUAAGUCUGAUAGAAAUUCCAUUUAGUUUAGAAACAACGAUAAAUCGUGGAUAUAUUUAAUUUGGAGGAGCUGAUUUACAUAAAACAUAGGUAAUAGUUAUAAUAAAUGGUUUCAGAUGUCUGAAGUUAUUUUUAAAAUUACAACAUUAGAUGGUGUUCUGGUAUAGACAAGCACUGCUUCAUUGAUAACUUAGCCAUCAUUUUCAUUGGAUUAUUAUUUUAAGGUGUCAGUACAAUUGGAUGCUGCAAUAUGGUAUAUAUUGUCGAUAUAUCCAACAUCAGUAGAGAGUGGAUUUUACUAUGAACCAAUAAUCUUAAGGACUAUAAGUAGUUUGGAUGAUAAUGCAAUGGUUUAUGAUUACAAUUAUCGAGCUGGCCAUUUAAAUGUUGAUGAAUUACCUCCAUCAGGAAUGACUGUUACAUUCUUUGUUGAUGACCAUCUCUAUCCAAAUCAUAAAUCUCCUGGUGCUUAAUAUGUUAUCACAAUCUUUAUUACUCCAAGAUAGAGUAUAUAUGGAGCACAAAUUGAAUUGCAAAUUGUUUAAGGCUAACACACUGAUGGAAUAGAUGAUAAUGAUUUUAAAAUACUUUCAAAAUCAUGUUGGAGCAAAUUUUAAAGUUAUACUUGUUCAACAACAGAAAAAUCAAUUAAAUUAAUCACAUAAGAUGAUAUAAUUUCUAAUACUUAAUUAUAAAUAUAAUUUGGAGUUGAAAAUCCUGGAUUUGAGUCUGGAAGAGACAUUCGAGUUGUGACUAAAUCUCCAACUUAGGGUAAUCGGAUUAUUGAAAAGGGAUUUAGAUCUAAUGUGUUUGUUGUAGAUAAAAUACCAACACAAUUUGAAGGAGUUAAUUAUUUAUGGGGCAUAGAUUAUUUAGAGGAUCUAACUGAUACUUAAGUUGGAUUAUUUAGACUUUAAAAUUCAGCCCAAAUGAAAGGACCUUAUAAUUCACUCAAAGUUUCUUUUUCUGUUUAAUCUUCAGCAAAUUUGGUCUUUCCAUUGGUUGUUAAAGUUAAUUUAAAUUGUAUUCAUGCAUUAAGUUAUGCAACCAAACAUAAUUUUCCAUCCUUUAAUGAUGAAAAUCCUGUGUAUUGUGAAUUUGUUACUGAUUCCAUUCUUUGUCAUAAUGUUGGAACACUCUCUGCAUCCAGCAUCUAUUUUAUUUCAACAAAGGCAUUAUAUGAUGCAGCUUCAGUUUCAAUAGAAUUUGGUAAACUAAGUUUUUAUUUGGAAUAGACUGUUACUCCAAAUACAUUAUAUAUUUAUUUAGAAAAUCCAGGAAUUACUAUCACAUAUCUUUAAGAUAGUCAUUUUCUAGAUUUGACUGGAUGGCACAACCCAUCAGGAGGACUUUUGGGAUAAACUCAAGUCACUUCAAUCCCUACUGAUACAUUAUCAAAUGUUGAUGCUGUUUUUGGAAGUACUGGUACAAUUGGUAUUGUUAAUGGUGACAAAAUGCUGUUAUUCUUUAUUAAGGUGUUAAAUAGUCAAAUUUGGGAUGGCACUGUAGUAAACUGUCUAUCAGCUUCUAAUUUUUAUAUUAAAAUGACUAUUAUGAUGAAUAGUCCUGUGUUACAUAGUGAUUAAUAGAAUGCUCCAAAGAAAAUGUAGUAUAUUGCGAAUGAUGGUGGUGGUGUGUUUAGUGAUGAACAAUUUAUAUGUGUUUCAAAAGGCUUAUGUGAUAUUGGAAAUCAAAAUACAUAUUAAAUUUAUUCCUCUUCUAAUACAGGUUAUGGAAUAGCUACUUUUAUAACAGGAGGAGGAUGUACCAGUAAUUUUGUUACUGAGAAUAACAACUUUAUAGGAACAUCUGCUUCAACUCCUGGUUAAUAAGGGAUUAUCGGAAUUCCAGUUACUUUUUCACCAACUUUUGUAUAAUCAUCCUAGUAUGCUGAUGAAUAUUUAUUAGAUUUCAUUAUCAAUUUCUAUAAAGUUGAUUCCUCAACAUAAACUAAAAUAAGUUAACAUCUAAUUAAUGCAUAUACAAUUAAUCGAGUAAAUGAAUUGUAAGUCAGUUUUGUGAAUUAUUAUAUGGGUACAACAACAGGAAAUGAUGGUUCUUUUAUUCCUACUUUAUUAAGAAUUAAAAUACCUUCAUUAACUGUGUCUUUUGAUAAAAUUCAAGUCUUUUUUGAUUCAAAAAUUAAGUUAUUUACAUCAUAUUCAGAUUGUCAUAAAUUUAAUGCCUAAAAUGGACCUUCUGAGGCUUGGAUGUUACAUCAAUCAGUUGUUUGUGAUAAGUCUAAUUAAAUCUUAAUUCCAAUAAUUCCUCAAGGAUUGACUUAUACUCUUCAUAUUGCAUUAACAACCUAAAUAGAUGGAAUAUUAACUCACAUUCCAAUCAAAGUAUAUAGACCAUUUGGAUUACCUGUCAAAGGAGAAACCAGAAAGUUUCUUGCUAGUUAAUUUAGUGUAGAAGCAGCUGAUUUAACAUUCCCAUUUGUGAGAGCACCAUUUGUAUUUGAUAUGCACAUUGAUGCAACCAAAUUUAAGGAUGCUUCAGCUUAUUUAGAUUUAGAGAUUUCAACAACCUCUACAACUAAUGUAGAUUUAGAAUAAAAUUAAAACUAAUAAAUUGGAGCUGGCUUAACUUUAACUAGUAUUGAUGUAAAUGUAUUUGAUGAAGCUACUAUUCAAUCAUAUUUUGGUUAAUUAGAAUGUGUAUAAUUUGUGUAUAAUACCAAUAUUUAUACUACAUUUUGUCCUUUCGAUAGUCAGAUUCAUUAUCCUUUACAAAUUAGCAAUCAAGUUGUUAUACUAUAUGGUAGAUAUACAAAAAUUGGUUCAUUUAUUUCAUAUGCACUGUCAAACUCUAAAGGAAUCCUACAAGCAGCACUAUAAGAUUCAGGUGUAAUUGAUAGAUAACUGUAUACAUGUAAAUUAGACAGCACUAGUUAGAUAUUCACUAACUCUUUAGGUUAAUAAAGACUCUAGUUUCCUAUUAGAUUCAGUUCAUCAAUUAAAAUAGGAGGAAUCUAUUAUGGAUCUAUAAAAAUUGUUAUCACUUUUACAGUUGCAAUAAGUGGUGUUAAUAUUGUUACAUCAACUAAUUAAUGCUCCAUUGAAGGAGUUAAUAAUAUUGUGUGUACAUAUACAUCUACAGCUACAAUAAUCACUGUUUCCUUAACAAGCUCUGUUUCUUAAGUAAUACAAGCCAAUACUGUCAUUUAAUUAACUUUUAUGAUUUAAUCUACUUAUGGAUUACCAUCAUUUGGUAGUAAUCAGCCAUUCAAAGUUUAGAUUUAUGUGCCAACUAUUAGGAGUGGUAAAACAUAACCUUAUGGUGAUACUUAUGAUACCCCUGCAGUAUUAUAAGAAUAAUGCAAUUAUAAUUUAUUAAAUUUGUAGAACACUUAAUUAGGUAAAAUAUUUUAUGUUGGUAAUCUAAAAUUAGAAACACCCACUCAAAAUGGUGUUGGAAAAUUGAUCUUCGAUUUUAAAUUGUAGAGUGCCAGAGAAUACCUCUCAUCUACCUAAUAAUAUAUCUUAUUAUCUCUAGGAUUUCUAAGAGAUUAAAAUAUGGAAAGUAAUAAGUUAAAAUGCCAGAUUUACCAAGGCUAACAAUUAUCAAAAUUGAUCUAUUCUAUUGAUACUUCGACAAUGCCAAAUAUUAUCAUCAAAUUUAAUUAAGACAUUACAAAUCCACAUCAUAUUUUAUUUACUAUGAAAUGCAAAAAUUUUGAGACUCCUACAAAUGCAUUUUCAGCAGAAUCUCUAAUCGGGAGAUUAAUUGAUUCUGUUGGAAUUACUACUAUUCAAAGUAGCACACCAAUAGGAUAUUCAUAAUUGAAUACAAUAUCAUAUAUUCCAAAAGGAUAAAUUUUGUUACAAUCUAAAACUUUGAAUAGUCCUGGAUUUGAUGCCAUUUAUGAAUUUGCUAUUAAAAAUGCAGAUCUUAAAAUACUGUUAACUUACCUAAUUAAAUUGCAAUUUCAUGAAGGAAUUUCAUUGAAUCCAUUUGUCUCAUGCUAAUUAAAUAAUACAUUUUGUUAUUGUGCUCUAAAGGAUGGAAUUUACAUUAUAGAUGUGUGUAUGGUAAUAAAACCAGAAGAAGUAGCUACUUUAAGAAUUACUCUAUCUCAACCAAAUCGAUUACAUUGGCCAUUAUUACCAUCAAUUUAUAUUUGUAUAGAUAAAGACGAUGAUUUUACCAACGGGGUUUAUAUGCAAGAAAUACUAACAGAUACACUAUCAGAUGAAUACUAAACAUAACCUAUUGAAGUAGUAGAUACAACAUUAAGUAGUUAUUAUAUUAGAACAUCUUAAACUCAUAAAUUAACAUUGCUAUUACCAUCUGGUUCAGUUAUGAAUGAUAACACCUUAUUUAUAGAAUUCCCAUCUUUUUAUAUGGAUUCCUUAAGUAGAGCUUCUACAAUAACGUGUUAAAUUAACAGAGAUGAUGACAUCACUAAAACUAAUUUUACUUCUGCUUGUAAAAUCAUCAGUAGACAAUACGUUCGCAUGAUCUUAUCAGAAGACAGUGCUAAUAAUUUAAUCAAACAGUAUUCAAUUGAAUUAGGAAACAUUCCUUUGCCAGAAGCCAAAGUCCCUGAUGAACCAAUCAAUCAUUUUAGACUUAAGGUACAUAUUAUCUAAAGUGGAAAUUAUAAAGUAAAAUUUACAUCAGCAUUUUAUUAUUCCACUCCUCUGUCAUUAAUCUAAGAAGAUAAACAAGAUGUCAUCUGGUCAGGUGGAUUAUUUAAUUAUGAAAGAGAUGAAAAUUUAAAUAUUAUUGAUGAAACCACCAAAAUCAUUAAUGUUUUCAUUGGUACUUAUCGUACACUGAUUUCAUUACAACCAAUUUCUUAAUCAAAUUUUAAAGAAACUUUCGGAUUUCAAAGAAACAUACUAAAAACGUUUCCAUCUAUACUUUCAGCUAGUAGUGGCUCUAAAAACUCGUAAUUUCUUGUUGGAGCUGAUCCUAGCAUUACUGUAGGUUAUUCAGUCUAUAAAUUUUCUAAAUUAACAGGUGGAUCUAAUUAUGUCAGUGUUUUACCUAACAUUUAUACCAAUAUCAUCAAUUCCCCUUGUUAAUUAAGUACUCAGCAAACCACUUAUACUCUACCUUAAGGAGGUACUACAUAACCAAUUAUUAUUAACAUAUAAAAUUGUUACCCUAUGUCAGAUUUACGUAUACAAAUCAUAAACAAUAAUUCAGCUUUGAAUGUCAUUUCUAACAAUCCUUAGAAUAUCAUCUACUCAGGAACUAGUUUAUAUAAACUAUAUUUUGAUAAAUAUGAAUUCAUUUGGUAAGUAAAUAAUAAUGAUACAGUCUUAGAAAUUGAAACUAAAGUUGAAUUAUCAUUUGCUUUAACAGGUGUUAGUGCCCCUUAUUAUUAACCACCACCUAAUAUUAUUAUUGAAAUUACUGCUUCACCUUCAGAUUUUCCGGUCUUAGAAUUUGAUUCCUAACCAGUAGCCUAUAAAAAUGACAUCAAAUUUGCAUUUAAAUGCAAUAAUAUUGGAACACUCCUUUGGGUUAUCGGAUGUGGAGGGGAUAUCACUUAUAUUCCCUUAGAAGAAAUUUAUAAUAAAACCAUAUUUUAAGGGUAUUCAAGAACUCAACGUAAUGUUAGUGAUGUAGAAUGGAAAAUUUAUGGCUUCUAAUUAAUAAAUGGUAUUGCUUAAGAACAUUUUAGUGGAUUGAAGUCUUUCUCAGAUUAUACUAUUCAAGCUUAUUGCGCUGACUUAGUAGGUGUAUCUAGUGAAGCUCUUAUUUAUAAUUGGUAAACAAGAUUCAAUGGGGGAAAUGGAAUAAAAUUAAAUAUUACAUUUUCUAGUCCUUUAACAUCAAUAUAAUAAUUAGAAUUAAUUUGUGGAGUCAACUUUAUAUUUACUAUUGAUUACAAUAGAAUCACUGAUGCUAAAGGUUAAAUGUGCAACAUAGAAACUCUUGAUAUUCUUUCCUUAUCCUCUAAUGAUGUUGCUAGCACUUUAACAGGAGUUUCCACUUCUUACUACAUAUAUUUUUAACCAGAUUUAUCUUUAAUGGAUGAAACUAUAAAUUAAGUUGUAUUAACAGCUUUAAAUGACAAAAAAGCAUUCAUUUCCUUACUAUCCAAUAAAAUGAGCAUAGAUCCAGAAGAAGAUCCUACAAUUUUUGAUGUUACAUAUUCUGAACCAGAUCAAUCAAUAAAACCUGAUUUAAACUUUACUAAUCCAGAAAUAGGAUCUAUUAAUGCAACUAUGAAUUUUACAUUAUAUAAAGCUAAAGGAUAUGUUGGAAUAGGAAUAGAACAAACUGAUACAGCAUAACUUCCAACAAUCGCUUAAAUUAGAAAAUCAAUUAACUUUCUUGGAAGAUCUUUACAUUAGAGUUUUCUUCUCUUUUUUAAUUAUUCAAGCCCCAUCUAAAAUUAAACCUAGUAAGUAUGGUUUACUAAUUUGAGUCCUAAUUUAAAAUAUAAGGUAUAUUUCUACAUUAUCAAUUUUAAGAUUUAUUGGUUUUAUUCAAAUGAUGACACAGGGGCAUUAGCUAAAGUUUCUAAUGUAUCUUUUGUACAAAUUCAGACUACUCCCAACCAAACUUAUAGUGGUGGAAGAAUCCAGUUUCUUCUACUCAUUAUGAUAUUGAUAUUAAUAUAUUGA
This is a messenger RNA of Paramecium sonneborni, 6680 nucleotides long. NCBI's taxonomy places the organism in Eukaryota, Ciliophora, Oligohymenophorea, Peniculida, Parameciidae. The record is from the annotation of a GenBank genome assembly.